AGGAAAAGCGUGUAUAAAAAGCGCAGAGCUCAAAGCAAACGGCAUCAAACGCUAAGCAACGUUUGGACACCAUUCAUCCAGAUACUUCAAGGAACAACAUGAGUCUGCGACUUUGCCUGCUGGCCUGCCUUGUGGCGGCCGUAUGUGCCAACAACAAGGACACCCUUAAGGCCACCAACUGGCUGAGCACCCACGACCUGGUGCAGAUGCCAUCGCUAAACGAUGUUACCUUUGAACAGCUGGAGAACAUGCCAGUGCACGAAGGCGCUAAACUGCUGGAGAAGUUCUAUCAUAUCUCGCAUGUCAAGCAAGAACUGUCGCCCAACUUUGUGCCCAGUGCUAGCAACAUACCCGUCUGGAUUGUGAAGCCCGAUGGCCAGCGUAUGGAGGCCAAGCUGAACAACUAUGUGACUAAGGCCAAGACUCUGCCCGGUUUCGGCGAGGAUGAGGUUACCAUUGUGCUGACCGGUCUGCCCCAGACUACAAGCGCUACACGCAAGGCCAUCCACAAGCUGGAGCAGGCUUACAUCCAACGCUACAACCUGCAGGAACAGCAGAAAUAUGGUCAGAGCCAACAGCAACAACAGCGCAACAACCAGUACGAGGUCACCUCAAGCGAGGAGCGCACCGAUGAAUGGAAAACAGCCAAAACUGCCGCUGGCAAUUUGAUCAUCAUUGAUUUGGGCAACACUUUGACCAGCUUCAAGCGUUAUGCCAUGCUUGAUGUUACCGCUACUGGUGCCAUGAUUGGACAGACCUUGGUCGAGCUCACCAACAAGGGCGUGCCUCAGGAGAUCAUCCACUUGGUUGGUCAGGGCAUUGCUGCCCAUGUUGCUGGUGCCGCUGGCCAGGAAUACACCGCUGAAACUGGCCACAAGCUGCGCCGCAUCACCGGUCUGGACCCCGCCAAGCUUAUUACCAAGAACCGUGACUACCUGGUUGGUCUGUCUCGCAGCGAUGCCGAGUUUGUCGAUGUUAUCCACACCUCCAGCUUUGCCAUGGGCACGCCUAUUCGUUGCGGUGAUGUUGACUUCUAUCCCAAUGGACCUAGCCAGAGUGCGCCCGGUGCCACCAACGUGAUUGAGGCCACCAUGCGUGCCACCCGUUACUUUGCCGAGUCUGUGCGCCCCGGCAAUGAGCGCAACUUCCCCGCCGUUGUUGCCAACUCCCUCAAGCAGUACAAGCAACAGGAUGGCUUUGGCCAGCGCGCUUACAUGGGCAUCGAUGUCGACUACGAUCUGCAGGGUGACUACAUUCUUGAGGUCAACGAGAAGAGUCCUUUUGGCAAGCGCGUGAGCGCCCAAAAGCAGGUCUCCUACCACGGCCAGCACCGCGAUGCCUAAGUCCAUCAAGCUCAACAC
Messenger RNA from Drosophila busckii, 1361 nucleotides. RefSeq names its product vitellogenin-3 (gene Yp3). The record is from RefSeq and is a predicted model, not a curated record. Gene Ontology annotation, molecular function: lipase activity. NCBI's taxonomy places the organism in Eukaryota, Metazoa, Arthropoda, Insecta, Diptera, Drosophilidae. The transcript has 3 exons. Bases 99 to 1343 code for a protein of 414 amino acids.